AUGGAGACCCUUAACAAUGAUGUGGUACUUCAGAAAUUUCAACUGGUAACAAGUAAAAGUUCUGUCCCAGAUCUGAGUUCAAAUUCAGAGCAGGAGCAGGAGCAGCAGUGCCCACCUGAAUCCAACCAGGAGACCCCCGAUGUGGGAGGAAGAGCCUCAGUGCUGGACUCCAUUGAGUUUCGCAUGCAGCAGCUUUACAGCAGACGUGCCCUUCUCCUGACACUAAAACGCUGCAUCAAGAAAGAAAAACAAAACAGUGAUGGGACCACGGAAGAAAAAGAUGGCGAAGAACAAUGCGAGCUGGAGACUAUUCAGCGAGAGCUGGAGGAGCUGGAGGUGAAAAAAAAGGAGUUGGAGAAGAAUGGAGGGUCCUUCAAACCCAAAGCAAAAACAGGUCAGCAGGAUAAACUUGCCUCUUACAAAGAAACCCCCCACGGAGGGAUCUACAUGCUGCCUCCUUUCCAGCCGGACCAGAGAGAUGUCGUCAUAACAGCAACAGCAACACAGACCAUCGUUGCAGUGGAGGAUCUGGGUCAGACGCAAGAGGCCACAAAAUGUCCCAGCUGUGAGGCUGUCGUCAUGACGGAAACCCACAGCCGUGUGGGGGAGGCAGCCUGGAUAAUAUGCGUCCUGAGCUUUCUGAUAGGCUGUGUUGCAGGCUGCUGUUUGAUCCCCUUCUAUAUGAAGCGCUUCAGGAACAUCAGCCACAGGUGUCCCAUGUGUCAAGCACACAUUCACACCCACCGGCCAUUCUGACACAAUCCGUUUGGAGGGAUU
Molecule: messenger RNA, 777 nt
Organism: Melanotaenia boesemani (Boeseman's rainbowfish)
Lineage: Eukaryota; Metazoa; Chordata; Actinopteri; Atheriniformes; Melanotaeniidae
Product: cell death-inducing p53-target protein 1-like
Exons: 5
Coding region: 1-756 (251 amino acids)
Molecular function (GO): zinc ion binding
Source: RefSeq, a predicted model, not a curated record